AAGAUCACUUCCAUUAUCAUCUCCACUCAAUACAAAGAGCCAUUUCUGGAACGUAAAAAAGCUUUAGCCCAAAAGAAAGAAAAGGAGCAAUGCCGGCUGACUCUGAAUCCCCUUGCCAUGUCUUCCUCGUCACGUUCCCUGGCCAAGGUCACAUGAACCCCACCAUCCGCCUUGGCAAAAAGCUCGCUUCCAAAGGCCUUUACAUCACCAUCUCCACCACCCGCGACUUCGGUCUCAGCCUCAAAAACGCCGGCAGCAUCGACGACCAGCCUUCCCCUGUCGGCUCCGGUUUCAUCGAUUUCGAGUUUUGGGACGACGGCUGGGAACUCGACGACCCCAGGCGUAGGGAUUUGGAUCUUUAUAUGCCGCAGCUCCAGAUCUCCGGCAAGCCGGCGUUGUCUCAGAUGCUUAGGAACCGCGCCGAAGAGAAUCGGCCGGUUUCUUGCCUCAUUGGAAACCCCUUUGUUCCUUGGGUCUGUGAUGUGGCUAACGAUUUCGGAAUCCCCUGUUCUAUUCUCUGGGUUCAAUCUUGCUCUGUUUUCUCCAUUUAUUAUCAUUACUCUCGUAAGUCUGUGGAUUUUCCUUCUGAAUCCGAACCCUAUUGUGAUGUUCAAUUGCCAUCCCUCCCACUAUUGAAACACGACGAAAUCCCAAGCUUCUUGCACCCUUACGGCGAGUACAAGGCCAUUGGUCGGUCAAUUUUGCAGCAAUUUAGAAACGUGUCGAUCCCAUUCUGUAUUUUGAUGGACACUUUCGAGGAGCUUGAGAGAGAUGUUAUUAAUGAGAUGUCAACAAUUUGCCCUGUUAAGCCGAUUGGUCCUCUCUUCAAGACUCUGAAGUUUCCCGACGACAACAAAAAGGCGGAUCUCUCCGGCGAUUUCCUGAAAGCGGAUGAUUGCUUCGAGUGGCUUGAUUCGAAGCCACCGAAUUCGGUGGUUUAUAUUUCGUUUGGUAGCAUUGUUCAUUUGAGUCAGAAACAAAUCGAGGAAAUGGCUCAUGGGCUCUGUAAUUCUGGGUUUCCGUUCUUGUGGGUGAUGAAGCCUCUGCCUAAAGACAUGGCGGAUUGUUUAGGAUUGAAACCGCAUGUUCUUCCAGACGGGUUUUUGGAGAAAGCAGGGGAAAGAGCUAAGAUAGUGAAAUGGAGUCCACAGCAGAAGGUUCUGUCUCAUCCUUCCAUUGCUUGCUUUGUUACUCACUGUGGAUGGAACUCGUCAGUGGAGGCUCUGAGCUCCGGCGUGCCGGUGCUGGUGCUGCCGCAGUGGGGAGAUCAGGUUACCAACGCUAAAUUUUUGGUGGAGGAAUUCGGAGUUGGGCUUCGGCUGAGCCGCGGCGAGUCAGAGAAGAGAUUGGUGGUGAGGGAUGAGCUCGAGCAAUGUCUAAGGGACGCCAUUGUUGGACCGAAGGCAAAGGAGCUUAGAGAAAACGCUUUGAAAUGGAAGAAGGCGGCGGAGAAGGCGGCGGCGGACGGUGGCUCAUCAGAGACUAAUAUACAAGAGUUUGUGGACGAGAUCAGGAAGAAGUGGUCUGGUCGGAUCAGUCAAAUCCAUAAUUUAGGGUUACAUAAUGUGGAGAAGGCGUGAAAGUUGAAGAAAAUCGUGAAAACUUUUGGAUUUACAUGGGAUGAGACGUUUGGUGAAAAUGUCAGCAUUGGAAUUUACUUCCAUUUAUUGAUAAGUUGGUAACUUUAUUAAUUUGAAUAAGAUAAAAUUAUUUUACUUAAAUGUAUUCCUCAUUCUAUUUCUAUUAUUGAGUUUAAUAUAUUAGUUGAAUGUCA
Benincasa hispida (wax gourd) is the source of this 1774-nucleotide messenger RNA. RefSeq names its product putative UDP-glucose glucosyltransferase. Lineage: Eukaryota; Viridiplantae; Streptophyta; Magnoliopsida; Cucurbitales; Cucurbitaceae. Gene Ontology annotation, molecular function: quercetin 3-O-glucosyltransferase activity; quercetin 7-O-glucosyltransferase activity. The record is from RefSeq and is a predicted model, not a curated record.